This is a messenger RNA of Plasmodium relictum, 3999 nucleotides long. RefSeq names its product conserved Plasmodium protein, unknown function. The coding region runs from base 1 to 3999 and encodes 1332 amino acids. The record is from RefSeq and is a predicted model, not a curated record. The transcript has a single exon. Lineage: Eukaryota; Apicomplexa; Aconoidasida; Haemosporida; Plasmodiidae.
AUGGAUUACAAUGGAGACAUUUUAGAUAUAGGAAGAAAUGAUUUAUUAGUUAAUCAAAUAACUAAACAUGGUAGAAAAAUUGAUUACAACCUCUUUCUUUUUAAAAUGAGAUCGAAAAGUGACAAAUUGAGACAUUAUGAAAUAAAUAAUUCUAUUACAUCAGAAAACUUUAUAAAAGCAUAUUUAACAAAAGAAUCAAACUUUAUAUUACUUUCAAAUAACCGAUUUUAUAUGUAUGAUAAUGAAAAUAAAAAGAAACGGUGUUUAAUGAAUUUAAACGACUCAGAACCUAUUGAUUUUAUAUAUUUCAAAGAACACAUAAUUUUUAUUCAAAAAAAUAAUUUUUCAUUGUUUCAAUCAAAAACGAAUGGAAAAUGUAAAGUUAUGCUAAAUUUAAAAGAUACUCCUUUAAAGGUAAAUUUUUGUUCAUACAAAAAUAUGUUAUAUUUAAGUACAUGUAGAAGAUUAUAUUUUUUAAAAUUAAUAUAUUUAAAAGAUAAAACAUUGAAAGUAGAAAAUACAAAUAUGAGUCUUCCAUUUAAAAGUAAAAAAGAAAAAUAUGUAUAUCACUCCUACAAAAACAAAUUUUAUAAAAUUAAUAAGGAAUAUAAAGAAGUCAUACAUGUUUGCGGUUACUCAGAUAAAGACAUAACUGUAUAUAAAUUUGUAAAAGGAAAAUAUAAGAAUAAAAAAAAAUGUUUAAUGAAAUUUUCAGUAAAUGAAUUAAAAAAUGAAAUAAUAAAAGGAGGCUUUUUUUUUAAAAUUAAUGUGUCGGACAAAAAAAAUAAAGUAAGUGAAAACUUUGGUAAUUUAAAUAAUGACAAAACAGAAAAUAUUUCAGAUAAAUAUCAUUUAAUAAAUGGGAAAAAUUUUAAAAAUGAAAAUGUGUGUAUGCUAUUAUCAUCAAAUAAUUUAUUUUUAGAUGACAAAAGAAAAGAAAAAGAAAGAGAAAAUAACUCAAAUGAUUCUUCAAACUCUUUAAAUGUAUGUGAACAUAAGGAAAAUGAACAAAACAAUAUUCCUUUGGAUUUAAAUAUAUAUAAUAAAGAAAAUGAAAAUAAUAAUAUGAAAGAACAAGGAAAUAUGUAUAAUUUAGAAAUUAAGGAAGAUAUUAUUAAAUUAUACUUAUUAAUUUAUACUGAAAAUGGAAAAAUAUUAAUAUAUUUUGUCGAUUAUUUAAAUCAGUCACAGUUUAAAUUUGGUUUUUCAAAUAUAAAGAAAAAUCCCAUUAUAUAUAUGCAACUACCUUUUAAAACUUCUUUUAUAUAUAAUGUUUCUGAUAUAUUUUCAGAAAGAGUAAUAAAACAAAAAAGUAUAAUACACAAAAAAAAAAGAAAAUCACAAAAUUAUAAUAAAUACAUAGAGCAUAUGAUUAAUAAAGAAAUUUAUAUUAAUAGCAACUUUUUCUUUGAUGCAAUUGUAAUGAAUGAUAAAAUUGCAAAAAUAUAUACAAUUCAAAUUCAUCAUGAUUUUUUAUAUAUUUCUCAAAAUGUGACAGAACCAGUAGCAUUGAAUGUGAUUGACUCUAAUAAUAAAAUCAUAGCAAUAAAAAAUGUAAGCGAUAAUGAGCAAAAAAAAAAUUUAAUAGAAAAAGUUGUAAAUGAGUCAAAAUUUUCUUGUUAUUCGGAUAGUGAUUCAUAUAUAGAUAGUGAAAUAACAUGGGAAGAUAGUGAUCAUAGUAAUGAAAAAUAUUUUUACAGCGAAAGUGAUUCUUUAAUGGAAAAUGAUUCAACAAAUGAUAAACAUAAAAAUAAAUUAAAUAGUAUUAAUAAUUUUACUAAUAAUAUAAAUAUGGAAAAAGAACAAAUUCCCUUAGAUGUUCAUCUUAAUGGAAGUAUAAAAAAUGAACAAAAUGAUAAUAAUAAUGAAAAAAUGAAAGAAAUUGAAUCGAGUUUAGAAGAUAAACAAAGUGUUAAUUCUUCCUUAAAUAAAAGUAAUGUAGAAAUUUUUUCUGAAGAAUAUAGUUUCAUUGAUAAUAAAAUUCAUUGUUUUAAAGAAGAAAAAAUAGAUGAAGAUUAUGCAUUAGAAUUGAAAAACUCUGUUCUAUCUAUAGACGAAAAAAAAAAAAAAAAAAUUAAUAAUAGUGAAAACAUAGGGAAUUGCACAACAGCAAACAAUAAUGAGAAAGACAUAUACACUGAAGAUGUUUCUUUUUUAAAUGAAAAAAUUAACAGAUGCACAAAAAAUAAAGAUGAAAAGUUGUUAAACGAUAAAACUGAUGAUUCAAAAAUUUAUUAUAAUGAAAAAAAAUUAGAAGAUUCUUCAGAACUUGAUAUAAAUAAAAAUAUCUUGAAAAAUCAAAUUAUGCUUUAUUCAACAAAUUUUAAAAAUUCAAACGAUAAUUUAUCCAUAUCUUCAUCAUCAUUAUUAAAUGACAAAAAUUUAAAUCCAAAUAAAUAUAUAAAUGAGAAAAAAGAAGCAAAAUGUGACGAUGGACUAUUGUACGAUAAAAAAGGAAAGAAUAAAAAAGAAAAUAUAAAUGAUAAAAACUCCAAAGAUGAAAAUAAAAAAGAAGAAAAAUUAUUAGGAUUAAAGAAAGUUGAAGAAAUAAUUUCAUACAGUGAAAGUCAAGAAAUGAUAGUAAGUAAAGAAGGAGAAAGCAAUAUGGAAAUAAAAGAAAUAGUCAUUAAUAAUGAGAAUAGAAUUAAUUAUAAAGAAGACAUAACAAAAACAUGUGAAGAAAUAGAACAAAAAGAAAAUGAAAAUGGAAUAAUAAUGGAAUUAAAGGAAAUAAAAAAAAAAAUAAUUGAAAAAAAAGGGGAAUCAGAAAAGAGGAUUAAUGGUAUAGACAAAGGAUAUGAAAAUGAAGAAAUAAAAAAUAAAAAUAAAACUGAAAUAGAAUUAGACAAUAAAAAAGUGAGAGAAAAUAAAGGAAAAAAAAAUACAAAAAUUGAAGAAAAGAAAAAUGUAGAAAAUAUAGAGGUAAAUGAAACAGAAGGAAAAGGAUAUGAUAAUAUAGAAGAUGAAGAUGAAAAUGAUAAAAAAAAAUUAUAUACAGAUAUAAUUAAAACGGAAAUAAAAGCAGGUAAAGAAAGUAAAAAUACGAAGGAAGAAAAAAUUAAAAAGAACAAGAAAAUAAAAGAAAUUGAUGAAAUAAAUAUAUUAGAUGAAAAAAGGGGAAAAAAUGUAAAUACAGAAGAAGAAAAAGAAAUGAAUAAGAAAAAUAAAAAUAUAGGUGAAGAAAAAGGAAUUACUGAAAAUGAAAAAAUAAAUGAACAAAAUGAGAAUAUAAAUGAAGAAAAAGAAAUUAAUGAAAAUAUUGAAUUGAAUGGAGAAAAUACAGACAAAGAGGAAGAAAUUAAUAAAAAUGAAGAUAUGAAUAAAGAAAAUAAAAGUGCAUAUAAAGAAAAAGAAAAAAGUAAAAAAAAGAAAAAAAGAAAAAAAGAUAAGGUAGAAAAGGUAGUAGAGGAAGAUAUAAAAGAGAAUAUUGAAGAAAAAAGUAAAAAGAGAAAAACAGAAGAUGAAUAUUCAAAUGACAAAAAGGAUUUAGAUAAUAAUUUUAAUGGUUUAGAAAAUAAUUCCAAUGACGUAAAUAAUAAAUUAGAUAAGGAUUUAGUUAAUUCAAAUGAUAAAUUUUUAAUAAUUUCAUCAAUGAUUAAGCUGAAUAUAUCAUUAAAAAGAUAUAGUAACGUAAUUGAUUUAAUUAAUACUAAAGACACAAAAUUAAUUAAAAAUACAAUUAAUAAUUUAGGAAAAAAACAUUCAAUAAAACUUUUAGAAUUCCUUUUAAAUUGUUUAACAAAAAGCAAAUUUUUUAUUAACACAUUUUAUAUGUGGAUUAAAACCAUAUGUAAAGUACAUAAAAACUUACUAAAAGGGAGAAAAUAUCGUAGAUUAGUAACUAAAAUUUCAGGUAUUGCAUUGAAUAAUUUGAAGAAUGAAAAUAUGGUAAAACAUGUUGUAGAAAAAAUAAAUUAUACUAUUGAUAACAUUAUAAAAAAUCAAGUUUUUGAUAAUGUAGAAAUUCUUAAUUAUAGAGAUGGAACUAUAAUAAAAUAA